GGCGCAUGCCGAGACGGAAGAGGCGCGGGCCGGGAAAGCAGUGGGCCGCGGGCGCGGCUGCUCCGUCCCCAUGGCGCUGUGGCGCGGCUCUGCGUACGCCGGCUUCCUGGCGCUGGCGGUGGGCUGCGUCCUCCUGCUGGAGCCGCAGCUGCCCGGCUCGGCGCUGCGCUCGCUGUGGAGCUCGCUGCAGCUGGCGCCCGCGCCCCCGGGACCCGGCUCCCCUGAGGGCCGCUUGGCGGCCGCCUGGGACGCGCUCAUCGUCCGGCCGGCCCGGCGUUGGCGCCGCGUGGCCGUGGGAGUCAAUGCCUGUGUGGAUGUAGUGCUCUCAGGGGUGAAGCUCUUGCAGGCGCUUGGCCUGAAUCCUGGGAAUGGGAAGGAUCACAGCAUUCUGCAUUCGCGGACUGAUCUGGAGGAAGCCUUCGUUCACUUCAUGGGGAAGGGAGCUGCAGCCGAGCGCUUCUUCAGCGAUAAGGAAGCUUUCCAGGACAUUGCCCAGAUGGCAUCCGAGCUCCCAGGAGCCCAGCACUAUGUAGGAGGAAAUGCAGCUUUAAUUGGACAGAAAUUUGCAGCCAACUCAGAGUUAAAGGUGCUUCUUUGUGGCCCAGUUGGUCCAAAGCUGCAUGAACUUCUUGAUGAUAAUGUAUUUGUUCCACCAGAGUCGUUGCAGGAAAUGGAUGAGUUCCACCUUAUUUUGGAAUAUCAAGCAGGGGAGGAGUGGGGCCGGUUAAAAGCUCCCCAUGCCAACCGAUUCAUCUUCUCCCACGACCUCUCCAACGGGGCCAUGAAUAUGCUGGAAGUGUUUGUGUCUAGCCUGGAGGAGUUUCAGCCAGACCUGGUGGUCCUCUCUGGAUUGCACAUGAUGGAGGGACAAAGCAAGGAGCUCCAGAGGAAGAGGCUCUUGGAGGUCGUGACCUCCAUUUCUGACAUCCCCACUGGUGUUCCGGUUCACCUGGAGCUGGCCAGUAUGACCAACAGGGAGCUCAUGAGGAGCAUCGUGCAUCAGCAGGUCUUUCCUGCGGUGACUUCCCUGGGGCUGAACGAACAGGAGCUGUUGUUCCUCAGCCAGGCGGCGUCUGGACCUCACUCCUCUCUCUCUUCUUGGAACGGCGUCCCCGACGUGGGCAUGGUCAGUGACAUCCUCUUCUGGAUCUUGAAGGAACACGGGAGGAGUAAAGGCAGAGCCUCAGACCUCACCAGGAUCCAUUUCCACACGCUGGUCUACCACAUUCUGGCAACCAUAGACGGACACUGGGCCAACCAGCUGGCGGCCGUGGCGGCGGGAGCACGUGUGGCUGGGACACAGGCCUGCGCGACAGAAGCCAUAGACGCCAGCCGAGUGUCCCUGCGGGCACCCCCCGAGUUCAUGACUUCCCGUUCGGAGGCGGGCGCCAGGAUCGUAAUAAACCCCAACGAGCCAGUAGCAGAGUGGCACAGGGAGGGAAUUUCCUUCCACUUCACCCCAGUACUGGUGUGUAAGGAUCCCAUUCGAACGGUGGGCCUCGGAGAUGCCAUUUCUGCCGAAGGCCUCUUCUAUUCAGAAGCCCGCCCUCACUCCUAGGAAGGUGGCUGUGGGUGGUUUUUCUGGAGGAGAGCUACUCGAUUUAAGAGUUACAGGAAAAAUAGGAGGAGGGCUGUCCAAACAGUUUCUAGAUCUAAUUGAAAGAUAGCCAAAGAAACAACAGAUUCAACUGUAUCAGAUACAUUCCAGCCUGUUGACAAUUACACAGAAACAUUUCAGGUUUUAAUCAGACUUCAGCUAUCUACUAACGAGACUGGAUUUUUUUUUUUUUUUUUAUGUUGUGCGUUAGAGGGGUAAAACUUGAUCCUCGUAUCCCCAUCUUACGCAGCGUUGUCAAGUACUUCAGGCCCCCGUGGCUCUGGAGAGCAUGUCAGCUGGAGAAAGCCCUGCCCCUUUGCCAGGUGCAGAGGCGCAUGCUCACUCACCCGUCCUCCCCAUCUUCCGCGAGGCCCAGCGUGAGCGUCUUGUGUUCCCUCUCUGCUCUGCGCUCAUAGGCAGGACCGUGAUGUCCAUUCAGUGUUACAGUGAAAAUAUUUCGUGAGCACACCUGAGUCUUCUGCUCUCAAACUUAAGACAGAGCCACACGUAAGGACAACACCGUCGCUUUGUGCUCCGCUGUCGCAGCAGAGGCCGGGAGCCUGGCUCGCCUACGGGGCGGCCUCGGGGGCCUCUGGGCUCCGCCCUCCUGCCCCAGCUCCCCAGGUGGUCAGUGGCUGGUCAGAGGCUGCCUCAUCCCCCGGCCCUGGACGUGCUUUCCACAGUGGAAGACUGAUCUUUGUUCGUUCUGAUCCUUGAAGGAAUUUGCUUUUACAACUGGAAUAUGCUUCUAUAUGUGUAACCGGUCAUGUUUGUUUGAUGUUGACCCACCACAUCCAUUAAAAAGUUUUACCUCA
This is a messenger RNA of Nyctereutes procyonoides (raccoon dog), 2412 nucleotides long. It is a transcript of the gene ADPGK, whose product is annotated as ADP dependent glucokinase. Gene Ontology annotation, cellular component: endoplasmic reticulum. The record is from RefSeq and is a predicted model, not a curated record. Gene Ontology annotation, molecular function: ADP-specific glucokinase activity. Gene Ontology annotation, biological process: glucose metabolic process. The transcript has 7 exons. Bases 71 to 1558 code for a protein of 495 amino acids. NCBI's taxonomy places the organism in Eukaryota, Metazoa, Chordata, Mammalia, Carnivora, Canidae.